CGCUGAGCGGGGCGCGCCGCCGCCCAGAGGUUGCCUGAAGGGCUGCGGGCGACAUGGCGGCGCUGGGCUGUCUUCGCCUCGCCCGGCGCGGGACGCAGGCCGUGCGGCCCGGUGCUGCGCUGCCCGUUCGCGCUCGGCUGCUCCACGGGACGCCGGCGGCCGGCGACGCCGACAGCCCUGCCCAAGUCCAGCAAAAAAGCUCAGCUGUUGUCCAGAGAAAAUCCUAUGUCCCUACUAGCAGGGGCGAGUAUAUCGUCACGAAACUUGACGACCUCAUCAACUGGGCACGAAGAAGCUCCAUGUGGCCAAUGACAUUUGGCUUGGCAUGCUGCGCAGUGGAAAUGAUGCACAUGGCAGCUCCUCGCUACGAUAUGGACCGCUUUGGGGUAGUGUUUCGAGCUAGUCCCCGGCAAGCCGACGUCAUGAUCGUGGCUGGCACCCUGACAAACAAAAUGGCUCCAGCUCUUCGGAAGGUCUAUGACCAGAUGCCGGAACCUCGCUACGUGGUCUCCAUGGGAAGCUGUGCCAACGGCGGAGGUUACUACCACUACUCUUACUCUGUGGUGAGGGGAUGUGACCGCAUUGUACCAGUGGACAUCUAUGUGCCAGGUUGCCCACCUACUGCUGAAGCUUUGCUGUAUGGAAUCCUGCAGCUUCAGAAGAAGAUUAAGCGGGAGAAGAAGAUUCAGAUCUGGUACAGGAAAUAGUAACUUAUUUAUGACCUGCUCACUGACUGUCCACCUGCUUGCAGUCUUACGCACAAUAAAUCUCUAUUCUUCACAAGCCUUCCAAUAAAACUCUAUGUGGUUAA
Messenger RNA from Rhea pennata, 811 nucleotides. RefSeq names its product NADH:ubiquinone oxidoreductase core subunit S7 (gene NDUFS7). Gene Ontology annotation, molecular function: NADH dehydrogenase (ubiquinone) activity; quinone binding; 4 iron, 4 sulfur cluster binding. The transcript is spliced from 8 exons. Gene Ontology annotation, biological process: mitochondrial respiratory chain complex I assembly; electron transport coupled proton transport; aerobic respiration. NCBI's taxonomy places the organism in Eukaryota, Metazoa, Chordata, Aves, Rheiformes, Rheidae. The coding region runs from base 54 to 707 and encodes 217 amino acids. The record is from RefSeq and is a predicted model, not a curated record.